Bactrocera oleae (olive fruit fly) is the source of this 1805-nucleotide messenger RNA. RefSeq lists its product as uncharacterized. Lineage: Eukaryota; Metazoa; Arthropoda; Insecta; Diptera; Tephritidae. The record is from RefSeq and is a predicted model, not a curated record.
UAAAAACCAAAGUUCUGCAUCCCUACGGCGGCAUUGAGGCAAUACCAUUGCAGCGCUAAAGUUGUUAAUUGUGUUAAACCAAUAAAACGCGACGAAUGUGAAAAUCGAUAUUCGGAGUUCGCAACUCGCCAAAAUAGUCGUUCAACAAAAUUGAGAAAAAUAUAAAAAAUUGCUGUGCAACAAAAAGGAGAAUCAAUAAAAAUUACUGUAAUGGCGCAAUUUGUGGUAAUCUGGAGCAUAUUCCUGUAUGCUUCCUGUCUGCUGCUGUUGAGCAGUGCCGAAGUCCCACAACAACCACAGCAAUUCACGAAAGUGCCAUUGGUCAGCAACAAUGUUGUUGAAAUGGUUGCGGGUGUGAGUGGACAAGGUGGAGUGGGAGUUGGUGUGGGUGUGACAGGUGGUGUAGGGGCCGUUAUAGCGCCCAGCGUCGGUUCAGUUGCGGAGGAGGAGCGUGUUUACUACCAUCCGGCUGCGGUAAGCAAACCACGAGUCAUCGACCAGUAUGAUCAUCGCUCCUUGGACGGACACUUUGAGUACAGGUAUUUACUCAGUAACGGUGAAGCUCGUUAUGAACGCGCCUACUGGUUGCCAGCAGGUAAAAAUAUGGUAUUGGCACGCAAAGGUUACUACUCUUAUCCAAUAUCAAAUAAUAAAUUUCUAACCGUCUUCUAUACUGCCGAUCAAAAUGGAUAUCGACAGGAUUCAACCACAUUCAGUAGAGCUCAACCGCAUCUCCCGCGUAGUAUCGAAGUGCCGGAAUACGUACUACAAUCGGUAUAUGCCGCGCAUCCACCGGUAAUACAACAUCAGAGUAAACCAUAUGUGCACCCCUCCACCACAACUUCAAGGCCUUUUGUUCCGUCAACCGAUAAUCCAUUCAUUCAAUUAAAGCCACAGGUGCCUGCGCAUCAAUCUGCUAUAGAUCAUGGUCAACCCUUGUACGGUCAUCAAUCACAAGCGCAACAUUCAUCCCUUCAUACAUCUUCAAGUGCUCAUUCAUCAGUAGGAGGUCAAGUGGCAUCAGGCAUUCACUCAUCUGUUGGAGCUCACCAUUCCGCAGUAGUUACUACUCCAUCGGUUGUCUCCUCUUCAACUGGAGUUCACAUCAACGUGGGAGUUAAGCCUGCCCCAGGCCAAGUAUGGGACUCAUCAGUGGUUGUUCCCUCCUCGUCAAAUGUGGUUUCAUCCUCUGGUAUUCAUUAUUCGUCAGGCGUUCAUUCCCAAGCAGUUCAUCCUACAGUUCCCAGCCAAUCGGCAGUUCAUUCUUCGUCGGUUGUUCAACAUGGAGUAGAAAGUCAUUCCCAAGUGGGAGCUCACCCCACUGUACCCGUCCAAUCGGCAGUUCUUUCAUCCUGGGGUGGUCAGUCUUCAGGCAGUCAUUCACAGGCCGGAGUACAUUUAGAAGUUCCAACCGCUUCUACAGUUCACUCUUCUGUAAGCGCUUACUCACCACCUCCAGUUCAUUCCCCAUCUGUAGUUCAACCUUCAACAGGGGUACAUUCAGCAGCUGUUCCUCCCUCACGCCCUACUGUACGCCCAUCCAACCAAGUGUAUCAAUACCAAUCAGCUUCACAAGGCUCCUCAGCUCAAUCCUCAGUAGUUGUUCCUCCAACAGUUGCUUCGCCCACAGUCCCAGUUCAAUCAUGGCAUUAUAGUUUUUAAAUAAACAACGCCUGAUUGCUGAUUAGAGUCAUUAUAUAAAUUUGGACUUGGCUUCAUUACGUCGACUUUUAUUUCUUUUCUUACGAGUAUAAUUAAAAAUUGAAAAUAAAAUACAAUUUCUUUAUACAGUGCUUCAAAGUUUA